This is a messenger RNA of Fragaria vesca subsp. vesca, 705 nucleotides long. RefSeq lists its product as uncharacterized. The coding region runs from base 149 to 541 and encodes 130 amino acids. NCBI's taxonomy places the organism in Eukaryota, Viridiplantae, Streptophyta, Magnoliopsida, Rosales, Rosaceae. The record is from RefSeq and is a predicted model, not a curated record. The transcript has 2 exons.
CCACUAUCUCUAUCUCAAUCUCCAACAGCUAGCUUCUAUAUAUCAUCAUAAGCACACCACUUACAUUACAAGUUCUAGCUAACUUAGUGUUUCUCUUUCUCUUUCUCUUGUCAUAUAUAACUAUCAGAGAGAUCGAUGAUCAGAAAUAAUGGAGAGGAGAAUGGAGAACGAUGAAAUAUCAACUCGGCCUUCUUUAGCUUUUCCUCUGGGUUUGGCUCUUGUUCUUCUCAUGCUAUUGAGCAUCUGUGCCUUCUUCUUGUGCUGUAUCUACUGGGACAGACUUCGAUCUCUCUUCGUAUCCUCUCUAGAUCAAGAACACGACCUAGAAGCCGAGUCAGAUCAGAAACCUGCACGUCCGAAAACGAUGGAAAAUCAAGAUCACUUGCAGAGCUUGCCGGUAUUGAUGCCUGGAGAUCAAGUUCCAAAGUUCAUAGCAAUUGCAUGUCCCUGUGAACUUCCGGCGGUGGAGAAGAAGAUUACGGUGAUAGUAGACAAGCCUACUCGCGAUCGUUUGUGUGAUGCUAGUACUGUAUAUAGCUAGCUAGUUACUUCUUUUAGUCCUUUUCUUUUUCUUUUUGCAGACUGACAAGUAUAUGAUUUUGUAUAUUAUUAUUUGUAAAGAGAUUCAUCUAAUUGUGAGAGAUGGCAUGCAUGGUAACAGAAAUUAGACAGACGUAUAUAUAUAUAUCAGGCGAUUAUUAGACU